Messenger RNA from Malassezia sympodialis ATCC 42132, 2247 nucleotides. It is a transcript of the gene SWA2, whose product is annotated as auxilin-like protein SWA2. The record is from RefSeq and is a predicted model, not a curated record. Gene Ontology annotation, molecular function: protein binding. NCBI's taxonomy places the organism in Eukaryota, Fungi, Basidiomycota, Malasseziomycetes, Malasseziales, Malasseziaceae.
AUGGACGAUUUGGUCGAGCUGGACUGGGGCUCGCAGCCCUCACAGCGACCGUCGAACGCGGCAGGCGCAUCCAGCUAUCAAUUUGACGCGCUGCUGCGCUCUAUGCCGUCCCAAACGUCUUCAACAGCGCCCAAACCGGCGCAAAAAUCGGUUCAGCACCCCGCGCCUGUCACUCGGUCGUCAGACAGGUCAGCAGACGAUGCAUUCUCAUCACUGCUCCCCUCCUUUGGCACGUCGGUCAAGCCAAGCUGUGGUUCGUCGGCGCAAGCGGUGCACCCGGUCCCUGCCAAGGCGCCACAAGCGCCAAAGGUCGCACCGAGCGAGGACUUAUGGGGUUGGGAUGCGUUUGAAUCCAAGGCAACAGCGCAGCCGUCAUCUCGCCGGCCUGCGAGUGCACCGCGCGCACCUGUACAGCAUACCGCUAAGCGUCCAGGUCGUCCGCCUGCACGCGACUAUACCGACCUGCUGGGCAAGACGGAUGGUGAAGACGACGAACUAUUAGGUGAUCUGGGGCCGUCGCCGCCCACUACUGCCACGGUACCGGCAUCGCCGCCACCAAUGCGUGGGCCUCGUCGUGGAUCAUCCCCUCCACCCCACAUUGUCGGACGCCUUGUCGAGAUGGGCUAUGGGCCCUUGGAGGCUCGGCAGGCCCUUGCAGCGACGCCCUCGGGCCAAGAUGUGGAUCAUGCACUGACUCUUCUCAAGGCAUCGGAGCCUGUGCCGUCUGAGCCUGUGCGCCCGAGUGAUCCGCCAAAACCGAUGAAGCAGGAACGUGUGCGUGGGCCCAUGGACCGUGGUCCCCCGGCUGCCCCUUCUGCGCAUCGUGAAGGCCCAGCAUCGCUGCACCAGCAGGCGGACCAGCUCUAUGCGCACGCGAGUGAGCUGGGCACAGCCAUGCUGAAGAAUGCCAAUGCCUGGUGGGGCACGGCGAAGGCCCAGGCGCAAAAAGCUCUGGACGAGGCGUCCAGGGAGUCGAAUUCUCGAGGCUCUGCUGUGGCUAUGGCCGCAGGGCUCAGUCGGCAUGCGAUGCGCCGCUGGGGUGGCCAAGCCAAGGCACCCUUGGACUACGAUGCGCGGCCGCGGUGGAUGGACGAGGCGGAGGUGGCGCAGUCGAAGCCUGCUGGGGCACCGGCCUCGGCGCCUCGUCCAGCGGUUUCCAAGGCGCCGACUCAGCCGCCUCCGACGGACGUGUGUCUCUUCGAUGAUGCCACACCCUCGCCUUCGUCGCGAGCACCGGCGGCCGCGCCCCGUUCUCCGCCGCGCCCUGCACCUAGUCGCACUGUAUCGGCGCCCGCGGCAGUGGUGCGUACUGUGGCGCCGGAGGAUGCGGGCGUUGUAGCCCAUGCUAUGCGACUUAAAGAAGAAGGCAACAAGCACUUCGUCAAGGGCGCAUAUGCCGACGCCGAAGUGCAGUAUACCCGAGCCCUCGAAGUCCUACCGCGUACAUCGCUCUGGCGCGUGCCACUACUCAAUAACCGAGCGAAUGUACGGCUGAAAAAUGGGGAUGGCGACGGGACCAUCGCCGAUUGUGCCCUGUGCGUCGAGCUGAUUGUGCUGCCGUCCAUGCCCGACGGUCUGUACCGCCCGAGCAAGGAUGCAUUGCCGUCGUCGCAUGCGCCGCUGAACCUGCGUGAGGCAUAUGCCAAGAGCCUCAGUCAACGCGCGCGCGCGCAUGAGAUGCUGGAGAAGUGGGCGCUCGCGCGUCAAGACUGGGCCCAGCUGCUCUCGUACGAGCGGCUAGAGGGCAGUGGUGUGAAGAGCGGCGCGAUGCACCGCCGAGCAGCAUCGGAGGGCACGGCCCGCUGUGACCGCAUGCUCAAGCCUGUGGCGCCACAGCGUCCUGCGCGUGUAGCAGUGCCGACGGCCACUGCGCCCAAAGCGUCCGCAGAGGGUGUGGCGCGUAUGCGCGAGAUUCACCAGGCGCAGGAUGCCGAGGAAGAGCAGCGGUUGCAACACAAGGACUCGGUCGACGCGCGCAUUGCGGCGUGGACCAAAGGCAAAGAGACGAAUGUUCGCGCUCUGCUCGCAUCCGUGGACGACCCCCAGUACCGCCUCGUGUGGCCCGCCCUGCGCUGGAAAAAGGUCGGGCUGCAUGAGCUUCUGAGCGAGGCGCAGGUCAAGCGCGCCUACACGAAGGCGAUUGCGCGGCUGCACCCGGAUAAGCUAUCACCUAGUGACACGAGUGUCGAGCAGCGCAUGCUGGCGGCGGGCAUGUUCCAUGCCUUGAAUGCAGCGUUCCAUUCGUAG